UGCAAAUGUAAUUUAGCUCAGCUUUAUUAGUGUUAUCCCUUGGAGAGUGGAGGAGCCAGGAAACCACAGCUGUCCAAUCGUGAUCAGGUGGUCGUCAGACUACCAUAUGUAUGUGCUGUAAAGGGUUUCCUCCGCUCCCUCCUCUCUUUCUUCAUCUUUAUUUCCUCACUUUCUUUCUUUCUUUCUUCAUCCUUUGUCAAUUUUUCGGUGAACUCGUGUCCUACGGCCAUCCGCACGUUCUCUUCCUCCAUUUCGGUUGGAGUUUUCAAGCUACGAUUUUUAGCCCCAUCCGCGCGGAUGCCACUCACAAUAGCCGCAUCCCCAAGGAGUGUUGCACAAAAAGGAGAUACCGCAGGACCAUCAAUUUCAGCACGAUGGAGGAGGACUGGCCAAUUGAAAGCAAUGAUCAUUGUAUUGACUAUACUGUUACAUUAUUGAGAAUUGAUCUGCAUUGUACAUACUUGUUCGGGAGUUUCGAAUUAUAAAUAGUGAUUUAAUAA
Ananas comosus (pineapple) is the source of this 500-nucleotide messenger RNA. RefSeq lists its product as uncharacterized. The transcript has 3 exons. The coding region runs from base 111 to 485 and encodes 124 amino acids. The record is from RefSeq and is a predicted model, not a curated record. Lineage: Eukaryota; Viridiplantae; Streptophyta; Magnoliopsida; Poales; Bromeliaceae.